Spea bombifrons (plains spadefoot toad) is the source of this 1350-nucleotide messenger RNA. It is a transcript of the gene C10H16orf46, whose product is annotated as chromosome 10 C16orf46 homolog. The transcript has 3 exons. NCBI's taxonomy places the organism in Eukaryota, Metazoa, Chordata, Amphibia, Anura, Pelobatidae. The record is from RefSeq and is a predicted model, not a curated record. The coding region runs from base 112 to 1314 and encodes 400 amino acids.
CUGGAGCUGGGAUGCACGCGUUGCCAUGGCAACAGCUGCGCUUUGUGCAGGGGGCAGCGGAGGCCUGGGCACCGCGCACCGAUGGAGCCCCGGAGCAGGAUUUAGUUAAAAAUGUCAAUGGCUACCCCAGAAGGAGUGGUAGAAUAUCGUGACCCCCCAGAAGACAUUAGAUGUAGCAGCCGCGUUUACUAUGAAAAUAAAACCGAACAGGAGCUUGUUGAAGAGCUCGCUGGGAUCAGUGAUAAAGUGUUUGAAGACCACCGGAAAUCGAUAGAAUGCUUCACAGGGAGAGGAUGGGAAGUAGCCGUGUGUGGUUGGGGUGCAGUUUCUUCAACCAGCUAUCUACAGCCUCAGAAGAAAACAAGAAAGCCUAAAUCAGAAGCAGCCUCAGACUGUAUCCUCUGCUUAGAGAUGUGUCACAUCACAGACAGUAAGAACGGAACUCCUGAAACUAAAAACACAACAGACUCAUGGCAGGAGACAACAGAGGCCGAGCUCCGUCCUGAUAAUGGACGUUGUGCGGGAGGAAGCUUGCACUCGGCUUUCACCGGUCACUGCCCUUCUACUGCAACAGUUUCCAAAAUAGAAACCUAUUGUAACAAAGUGUCCGAUACUCAGCCAUCUAGUGACAGACAAAGACAAGACAAGGCGAAUAGUUCUGAAAGAGAUACAUCUCCUGCCUCGGUUCAGGAAGCCAACUCUGGUUUCAUGAAUUCUUUAGGUACCAGCUAUUUUUGUACAAAGGAACCACCAGUGUUAAGUUCUCCAGUGUUACUGCCUCCUCUCAAGAACGCAGCCAACAAUGGAUAUGGUGUCCACAAGACAGAGUACAUGUUUCAACUGCCUGAAAAGUUUCCUUCACAGACCUUUUCAGGAACUUCUGGAAAUGCAGAGAUUAUUAACAAGAUGGAGCCAAAGCUUGAGAAGAGGCUACUUGAGGGAAUGUGGGAUCUACCGAAAGAGCAGGCAAAACCAUUCAACUCACUCUCUUCUACGCCUCAUAUUUCAAAAACCCCUUCAAAAGAUUCAGACCGCCUGUACCAGAAGUGUUCAGUGGUUACUCAGAAAACCAACUUGUCAAAUGCCAAUGCGCUUUCCAUGAAACAAAAUGGCGGUCCAUCACAGAUGGGAUUUCUUCACACAAGAGCCACGCAGAACAAACGCAACGUCCGGCAGGAUCUCAGGCACCGUAGCGAGAUGAAGAUGUGCAACAGAGCAAAAUCGGCCACCAAACCUAUGCUGUCAAAUACGAUUUUGCCUUCGCUAACAGUUACAAGGGUCCGAAUCCCAGUGGUUCCCCAUCGAUUCCUAUGAGAAGAAAACCGCAUGGGGGGGUCCUUUUGUUUAAGA